AUGAGAAAAGCACAUCGACUUAAAAGACGUUUCUAUUGUGCAAAAGGGCCAAACAAUAUUUGGCAUUUAGAUGGUUAUGAUAAGUUUAAACCAUUCGGAUUUUGUAUACACGGAGCGGUAGAUGGUUUUAGCAGGAAAGUUAUCUGGUUAGAAGUUUCUGACACUAACAACGAUCCAAAACUGAUUGCGAUAUAUUAUUUGGAUGCAUUGAAGCGCAUUAAAAAAACACCUCGCAUACUUCGUUGCGAUGCUGGAACAGAAAACAGUGUUGUUUGUCUUCUACAGCAGUUCUUUCGGAAUGAAGCAACGGACCACUUUGCUGGUAGUCGCAGCGUUAUUGUUGGAAGAAGCACUUCUAACCAGCGCAUUGAAAGAUGGUGGGGUACGCUACGUCAACAAGGAAUACAGUGGUGGAUUAACUUUUUUAAAGAUUUGCGCGAUUCUGGUCGUUUCAAUGAACUCGACCAGAUACAUUGUGAAAAUUUGAAAUUUUGUUUUAUGAACCUAACACAAACACACCUGGAUAGAAUUGCUCAACAGUGGAAUGUACAUGAAAUUAGACCUCAGCACAAUUCCGACGCACAUUACGGAAAACCUGACAUAAUGUAUUUUUUACCUGAAACGUUUGGCGCGUUUGAUUAUGGUACGGUGGUUGACAAACGUGAUGUGACCUGUUGUAAAGACAUGUAUUCAGUUCCAAAGAGAAAGUUUGACAAAUUCAGCGAAUUGGCUUAUCUACCACCAUCUUCUAAAGUUGAGUGGCUUAAUAAUUUUGCUAUAUCCCUAGAAAAAUCAUAUUUAGAGGAAAAAGAAUGUAUUGUUAUUGGAGAUUUUAACUAUGAUAUUUUGAAGCAUGAUAAUUGUUCUAAAUCUUGGUUAGAUCUAAUGCAGUCUGUAAAUUUUUCUCAGCUUGUUGAAUCUCCUACCAGACCCGACCUCCAAAUGCCAGUAGAUGCCGAUUCAGCAUUGAAUUUGUUCCUGGAGUUGAAUGAUUUAGUGGCAAACUCGUAUGAAGACUGA
Molecule: messenger RNA, 1020 nt
Organism: Ruditapes philippinarum (Manila clam)
Lineage: Eukaryota; Metazoa; Mollusca; Bivalvia; Venerida; Veneridae
Exons: 3
Coding region: 1-1020 (339 amino acids)
Biological process (GO): DNA integration
Molecular function (GO): nucleic acid binding
Source: RefSeq, a predicted model, not a curated record